Molecule: messenger RNA, 1062 nt
Organism: Aspergillus fijiensis CBS 313.89
Lineage: Eukaryota; Fungi; Ascomycota; Eurotiomycetes; Eurotiales; Aspergillaceae
Exons: 3
Coding region: 1-1062 (353 amino acids)
Source: RefSeq, a predicted model, not a curated record
AUGGCUGCAUCCUCGCGUCCGAUAACGUCGCUUGUCUUGAUGGACCUUUUUGGUGUACUGGGCGCUCUCAUCAUGAUCCUGAGACUGUUUCUGCGCAAGUAUCGGCACCAGCGAUUUGAAGCGGCCGACUACUGCACCGUUUUCUGUUUGGUGACGCUUCUUGUCUGCGUGAGUUUGCUCACUGCGAUAAGCGUCAUCACCUUGACUCGGGACGCCCGCCUCCAAGCCCAACAUUUUACAGAUAAGUUGCUCGAAGAGCAGUUGCUGAAGAAUAAAAUGCUGGUGGCGCAUCAAGCUAUAUUUCGUGCCUAUCUUUGGGGCCAGAAGGCCGUUGUUCUCCUGUUUAUCUCACGCGUCCUUGAGGGUCUCGCGUGGCCCUUCAUCUUCGUUCGCAUCAGCUGGGCAAUACUACUACUGAGUUUCGGGGGUGUGGAGCUUGAGAUGUUCAUGGUCUGUGAUUACCGCAAGAAGAGUAUGAUUCCUGCUUUUGAUUCGGAUGUCGAAGUCACUAAGUGUGUUGUAUCAGAGCCUUGCCUCGGACGUGUCGGAAACCUCGUCACCUAUAUCCUGCUCAAUGGCCUUACAGACCUGAUGCUCAUUGUGCUCCCUCUUCCAUGGCUGAUUCGGGUGAAAAGACCCUGGCAUCGCCGCCUUCAACUCAUCGCCCUUUUCUCGGUUGGCUUCCUCUGCAUCAUCGCAACCAUCCUCCGCGCCCCCAUCCACGGCGACACCCAAGACCUCGUCGGGCAAGGCUACUGGACUGCCGUCGAGUUUAUUGCGUCGGCUAUCGUUGCCAACUUUCCCACGCUAUACAGUCUACGCCGUGCAAGAAAGCCAGAGACCCCAAUCUAUCCCGACAACCCCUACCCAGCCCGACGAGGGGGCUCCAAAAUCCGGUCUGCGACGAGUAUCGAGCUGCAGGAGUCAUUAGACAUGGAUCACCUGGAUGCCGACCCACGGAUGAGUGGAAAAAUCACCAGUCAAGCGAGCAACGAGCCAUUGUUCUUCAAGGAUUCGGAGACGGAGAGUCUCCGGGUCGAGGGACUUAGGUCUAGAGGUUAA